This is a messenger RNA of Planococcus citri (citrus mealybug), 3622 nucleotides long. Its product is annotated as glycosaminoglycan xylosylkinase-like. NCBI's taxonomy places the organism in Eukaryota, Metazoa, Arthropoda, Insecta, Hemiptera, Pseudococcidae. Gene Ontology annotation, molecular function: phosphotransferase activity, alcohol group as acceptor. Gene Ontology annotation, cellular component: Golgi apparatus. Bases 2868 to 3431 code for a protein of 187 amino acids. The record is from RefSeq and is a predicted model, not a curated record. Gene Ontology annotation, biological process: protein phosphorylation. The transcript is spliced from 5 exons.
CAUCUCAAAAAUUGACGUCUGGUGAACCCAAAACAAAUGGAUUUGUGUUUAAAACACAUUUUAAACGUACUUAAAACGCAUUUUAAACACAAAGUUUUAAUUAAGAAAAAAAAAACUGUUUUAAAACAAAAAAUUCGUUUUUGGACAACCCUGGUCUGGCAUUUUAAGGUCGUUGAAUUGUCAGUAUGGCUUCUCAAGGUUGCCUUUCUGAUAUCUGGCUUCUUAAGGUCACCGACCUACUAGUCCAGCCUCUCAUGGUUGUCUGUCUGACCGGUGUCUUGAGGUCAAUGACCUGUCUUUCUGGCUUUCCAAGGUCGUAUGCCUUCCUGUAUGUUCUCUGAAGGUCAUUGGCCCGUCUGUGUGGCCUCUCAAGGUUGUCGGCAUGCCUGUCUGGCUUUCCAAGGUCAGUUGUCUGUCUAUCUGGCCUCCUAAGGUCAUUGGCCUCUUUGUCUGGUUUCUUGAGAUCACUGACCUACCUGUCUAGCCUCUCAUAGGUUGUCUAUCUGCCUACCUAGUCUUUCAGGGUGAUUGACCCGCCUAUCCAGUUUCUCAAGGAAGCCUAUCUUUCUUCUAUUCGGCCUCUAGAGGUCUCAAAACCACCAGUUAUCGAGUUGAUGAGUCAAAAAUGAGUAAGAUGUGAAGCAAAUUUCGAAUUAAAUAAAAUUUUGGCAUUUUUGAAUGUUUUGCAAUUCUUUGAAAAUUGAAAAAUCAAAUUCAGGGUCUGAAAUUUGUUUUGAAGGAAUAUUUUCAUAAGCUAUUCUCGAUUCCGGCUCUUCUGUUGGAUCAAAAAGAAAUCUAUAUUAUCAUGCUAAAUCUUGCAUUGUAUUAGGCUGGUUAUUGUUUGUUAGUACCUACUUAAGCAGUACUUAUCUGUCCGCUGUUUUUGAAUUCAAACGAAUUAGAUUUCACCAUUUUUGGAAAAUUCAGAACAUCGAGCUAUUUUUAUAUUCUUUGAACAGUUCGAACUGAUUACAAAAAAUAAAUUGGUCAUUGAAGAGGCAAUAAUAGAUAACAACGAUGGCAAGUCUCAAAGUAAAAAAAAAUCUACAGGUAGGUACCUUUGAAAUAGAUAGCACCCGAGUCUCAUAUUCGAUUCUAAAAAUAUAUUAUCGAACUCACGUGAUGCGAUAAAAUUUAUGAUGGCUAUUAUAGAUAUACCCGAACAGCCAAGACAUCUGGGUACCUAGAUCUACCUAUGUAAUGGAAAAAAAUCCCAUUUUUCAAAGUUGGAAAGUGACAAAGCAGUUUAGAGUAAAAAAUACCACUUACCCGAGUUGAAUAAAAUUAUUUCUCACUUUAAAUGUGGGGAUGUGUUCGUAUUGGUACCGAAUACCUAUACUAUGAGGAAGUUUAACAAAAUAAUAUUUAUACUAGAUUUCGAGAAAUCUUUUAAAAAUUGCGUUACUAUUCGAAUUUUGGUUUUUAUAUUAAUUUCACUUUGUGUGAUCAACUUUUAUUCAUUUUACAACUUGAAAAAUGUCAAUCAUGUUCAAAAUAUUAUUUCCAUGUCGGUGAGUAGAAAUAUAUUCCAGGUUGAUAGGUACCUAUCUAUAAUAAGUAGGUAGGUACAUAUUUUACCUAAUUUUCAUAUCUUAUGAAUAUUAUUUGCAAUUGCCUAUUCUUGUAUUGUACUUUAUUAUCAUAGAAAAAUGGAACAGACUCGCACAAAGAAGAAGAAGAGGUUGAAGAAAUAGGUACCUAUAUUGGUGAAGUAGGAUGCACCACUGCAAACUCGAGCGAGCUUUAUUAUAAUAAAAUACUGCGAAUAAAAAAACAAUUGGGUCAAUUUUAUUUCGAAAAACCCAACUCUACCGAAAUACCAAAAAGGUGUGAACAAUUUGAGGAAACCUUGGUUCAAAAUAAUUUAUCAGUUGCUAAGGUGAAAAUUUUAGAAUUUUUUCAAUGAUUGUAAUCUAAGGGAAAAUAUACCUAAAUCAAAGGAGAAAAAAAUACAAUUUAUAACCCAUGCACGAGUAUAAUGUUCCAAUUCUAGGCAAAUAUUCAAGAUUACUUUACCAAUGGACAGUUCAUUAAAAUAUUGAAAAAUGCAACUCUAUUGAAAGCUUACGAACAAAGAGGAGGAACUCAAUUUAAGAUUCUAUUACAUUUAUCUAAUGGAAUAACUGCUAUCUUCAAGCCAAAAUGGUAUGGUAUCAAUUCUAUUUUUAUAUACUGGGGUUUCAAAUAGGUAUGUAAUAUUACGCGAGGUACACAAUUUUAUAAGCCAUGGGGGAGGGGGGGGGAGAUUUUGAUCUUCUAGGGUAACCAAUUUGUAAAGUUCUUAUGAGAAAUUAAACUAGUGAGCAAUUCUACGUCAAAUCGCAUAAAAAUUGGGCGAUGGUUCAUAGAUUUUUAAAAAUGAAUUCUCCCCUCCCCCACCCACUAGAAUUAUCAAAAAUUUGUGAAUUAUCAGAAUUUUCAAUAAACAUUUGUCAGACUGCGGGCUCGAUUAGGAUGGUGGGGGAAUUUUUCUCCCUUGUAUGUCAAAAUAUGAUGAAAAUGUGUAAAAACCAUUUUUUUUUUGAAUUUGUAAACUGUAUUUUAGCUUAAAAUUGAUAAUCUUUAAACAUUUUGUUGAAAGGUAUCCUAUUGAUGAAGUUCUGCUUGGACAUUUUCAUUUCCGUGGUAAAGAUAGACAUUUCUCAGAAGUAGUUGCAUUUUAUUUGUCGAUUAUUUUCGGCUUUAAAAAUGUACCAGUAGCAACCAUCAGGAAACUAGAUGUUAAUGAAUUAUUACGCAUAUCAGACGAAGCUCUUUCGAGUACAUUUGUUUCAGAAGGAAAUCGCCUUUGUUUAUAUGGAAUUUGCUAUUUCUGCGAUCGCUCGAAUUUAAUAUGUCCCGAUGAUUCAAAUACUAUAGAAGGAUCCAUGCUCAUACAUUUGCCUCCAGCUUACCCACCCAAAAGUAGCAUUCAUCCGUGGAAUAGAAGUCACAAAUGUAACAUUUCAGCAUGGUGGGAAACCGAUGAAAAUUCUUGUGAAAAAGUAGCAAAAUGGAGAACAUUUACCUACAGAGGGAAAAACACUCCUUUAUUUUUUGACAUCGUGGAUGCCUCGGUAUUUGAUUUUUUGAUGGAUGAUGGAGAUCGGCAUAAUUACGAAGUUAUCACGAUCAAUUACACUCCGAGAAUGAUUUUAUUAGACAAUGGUAGAGGAAUGGGAAAUUCCUAUAUUGACCAUAUCGACAUAUUGGCACCAUUGUUUCAGUGUUGCUUCCUGAGAAAUUCAACGUGGAAUACUUUACUGGAUCUCAGGGGAGGAAAUUUAUCAUACUGGCUUCGUUAUCUUAUAACAUUUAAUAAUUCUAAUCCUGAGAUUAUCCUUACCGAAAAGCAUUUCAAAGCUUUCGACAGAAGACUAUUAAUUAUUUUUGCUGUAUUGGAAGAUUGUUUCCUAAGGAAGGGAAAGAAAAACGUGAUCUUGAACGAUUAAACUAGAUACCUAUCCUCUCAGCUGUAAUUUUUAAAAAAAAUUAUUUUCCAGACGAUUUUUAAGGAUUGGUGUUUCUGUUUGCCUAUAAAUUUUGUAUCUAAUGAUUUAAAAGAUGAAUCAUCCAAUAAAUGUUUGUAAUGAUGAAUUUGUGGAGACAUCGAUUGCUUCAAUAGGUACCGAAAUAAACUGAA